Molecule: messenger RNA, 14189 nt
Organism: Spirometra erinaceieuropaei
Lineage: Eukaryota; Metazoa; Platyhelminthes; Cestoda; Diphyllobothriidea; Diphyllobothriidae
Source: the annotation of a GenBank genome assembly
AUGGCUGCCUCGGAGAUUGCGGAGGAGCGGUUGAGGGCGCUUCUAAGGUGCUCCACCCAACGCUUCAAAAUCUGUGAUUUCUCCGUCAGAAGCAUUGUUCCAUCGGAGCUGAGAAGUGGCACGGCUCCCUUAGUUGUAGGGCUGUAGAUCGCUUUAAGUGAUGCGGCUGUCCGGCGGUUCAUGCAGGCUUUGUGCAGCCUGCUUUUCAGCGAGCAAGAUGCUAAUGUCGACAUCGUUGUCGUCCAACCAGGUGAUGAGACCAAAAGACCCACUGCCACGGCAAGAAACAUCUGGAGUCGUUUACCGGAUCUGGUGCAGUUGCGGACAAAGCAACUACGUCGGAUAAACUGGAAGACUGCUCCGAACGCGAAUUGCCGAACACGCGGCAGCGGUACAAUGAAAUGACGCCAACUCUCAAGUCGCGACCCAUUCGACGAGACCCGGCCACACAUUCAAGUUCGAUGAAAUUCUCGCGAGAGGGGAUAAUCGCGUGAACCGCAAGUUGCUUGAGUCAUGGUUCACGGGACCUCAGUCUAUCAACAAGUGCAACGACAUUCCCACUCCAUAUUCCGUGCUGAGGCAUAGGCUGACUAAGAUAAUUGAUAAAUCGGGGAGCGCGCAAGCCGGUGAGUUAGAUGACCGAGCAAUCAUCACGCCAGCAUCUAACACGGGUGAUGAUUUUUCGGCGAUUAACAACUUUCAUGCCGGCCAUCAAACAAUUAGCGCACCAGCGGGCAGCCAUCCUUGAUGAAGGGGAGCGCGGUUAAUUGCUAUAGGUAUGCGGUAGCAUAGCGACUGCAUCCUAUAAAUACUACGAUUUCUUGUGCACGAGUCACCCUUUUCUGCCACUGUCUCUGAUGAUGGAUUCAAGUGAGAAUCCGAAACGUCAGGCGAAUAAAGCCCUUGUUCCAGCGAUCGCUUCUUCUUCUUCUUCUUCUUCUUCUUCUUCUUCUUCUUCUUCUUCUUCUGAUCAGUCCUGAUGUUGGCGACGUGCGCGAUCGAGGACGCCUAAAGAUGUCGAGUGGAUGACAGUCCGCAGUCGACACCACCGAUUCUCUGCAGUGGUGUUGUCGACCAAGGCCGGCAGUUCCUCUAGCUGCUGAGCUAACUGACUGCUGUAAUGCAAACGGUGAGCGGGCAAAUUCAACCUUUUGAUCUCCUGUGAGAUUGCAAUCGGUAACUUAUCUUUGAGAUGAGGCGAUGGCUGGUCCAUCAAUCGGCGUCGCAGAUCGCCUUAGUAGCCAGCACGUCCUGUUGACUCGCCUUCAGACGAGGACGUAGUCCAGCAGCUGCUGUUGCCGCGAUUAGAGAUGCAUCCAGGUCGCUUUCUUCCGCUUCGGGAGGCAGAAGGUGUUGGUCUGUAGGAGUCUGUGUCUUGUGUAAAUUCGCAGGAGGAGACCGUCGUCGUCGUCGUCGUCGUCGUCGUCGUCGUCGUCGUCGUCGUCGUCGUCGUCGUCGUCGUCGUCGUCGUCGCAACCGGUGAUUCCAUGGGGACCCAGCACUCCUCCAGGCAGCACAGGCGAUCCCAGGGGCUGUUGCCAAGGGCAGCCAGUUUGUCCGCCUUCGGCAGUCCCCAGAAGGGCGUGCAGGUCUUCGCCUCAUCAGAAUUGGUCAUUGUAGGUGCGUAGACACUGACGAUGGUGGCGAAUUUGGAUCCUCAAAGAGGCAGGCGCAUGGUCAUCAGUCGGUCGUUGCUUCCCCGCAGUAGGCCGAACAGUAGUCCCAUGAUGUCGUUACGGAUGGCAAAGACGACGCUCACGAAGCUGAUAUUUGGACCACUGAGUUUGACCCUUCCCCUAGUUUAUUAUUAGUGGCGCUGAACACCGACCACGCCGACACGUCCUUGAAAAAACGAAACUCGCAUGCCCGCUCAGUUCAACAGAUGGAAUUCCGCAUUCUUGGCUUCUGUUAAGCCAUAGGAUUUGGGGGCCCUUUCCCUUUUCUCCCAUUUCAAAAUAGAAGUGUUCUCUCUCUCUCUCUCUCACGUUUAGACGUACUCAUUCUCCGGCGUUUAUAAAGCUGGGGGUGUCAAAUGAUCGCACCUUCCUGUUUAUUCGUUCGCAGGUCUGGUCAGAUCGCCCAAUUCUGCUCUAACAUCCCAGUUUCUCCCCCUUCGGUGUAAUGAGGCUGAUCAGAUGACUCUGGAGGCCCUGGCUUUCCUCUUUUCCGUAAACAACGCCUUUGGCAUCUACUCGGAGUCUCCCUUUUUGCGUCCCGUCACCCUUCUGCGGCCUGUACGGUUCGCCUCCCCGGCCAAUGUCCUCCUUCAAUACCCCGAUCCCGAGAACAUGGUCCGUACGUUGCGGGAUCUGGCAGACCAGAAGGUAACUAGUAUCCCCCUGCUGGCCAUUCUCUCGGGUGCCAAGCCGAAUGCCGCCUCCCUGGGUUUCUACACUGGCUAUCUGACCUACAGUUUCACUCUCGAGCUCGACAACAAUACGAUGCGUAUUCUGAUGGAUCAGUCACGACGACCGCAUGAGUGGGUCUGCACUUCGUUCUUGUUUGUUUAUCUUCUAAUCAGCAUUGAGCGUCCUAUUUUUUUAUUGAUAAACGAAUUGCUUACCCAACGGAAUAGCUAUCCGAUUCUGAGGUCUGGAUUGGCGAUGUUGAGUCUCGCGUUAUUGUUUCAUUGAAUCUUACUAGUCUGCGGAAGACGUGGAAGGUGGUGGGAAUUGGUGUAUUCCCUGUGUCUUGUCUGUUUUUGUAUGUGGCGACAUUUUCAACCCUCUUCUGUGGAAGUCUGGGAAGGCCAGAAGUUGCCAGUUAAUUGCCCUUGACCAGGACUGAUAGGCAAACAUGUCUUGAUGCAAGUGAGUAACAGGUAGAAUUGAUUGAAAAUUAAAAGCACCGUGGGCAGUCAGUUAGGCAAUGUCAGACGGGUUCGUACGUUUAUUAGGCAGGAGUUUGGAUAGAGUCAUGAGAAGGGUCUGCAGAUGAAAUUGGUUUGAAAUUCGUAGGGCCAGUUAACAUGAGGUCACAUUUUUAGGUUUGAGUGCUGACACAGUGUAGGAUGUAUUCAUCUUUAAAACAGCACCCGAUCUCUGGUGAAGGAUGUUGUGUAUUGAAGAAGGAGACACGAUCGCCGGGACAAGAGCUUUAUUAGCCUGACGUUUCGGAUUCCUACUCGAAUCCAUCAUCAGAGACAAAAGAGCAGAAUCGGGUUGUGUAUGUUGUUGUGUAACGUCACACUUGACUUUAAAAGUUUCGUCUGUUGGGAGGUUUUCAUUAAAACUAUCGCAGCUCUCAAAUAACAUUUCGGAAUAUUGUUGGUCUUUCUGCGUGUUUUUAAAAUCGCUGAAACGAUUACAUAUGGCUCUUCCAAUCCAAUUUAGACCUACUGAAUAAGAGAAGGUUCUCUUGACAGUCGUUUAGGCGAUGAGUCAAUUCAACCACUCGUGCUUUUAGUUAGACUCUAGUUAACUAACUCCCCGCCAGCCUAUCAAAUUUACCCCACUGCGCCCUUAUCCACUGCCCAUUCAAGUUGGCAUGGUUUCCCUUAGAUAGUUAAACUUGCCGCUUUCUGUGCACGCUUUGUUUUUGUGCUUCAGCCGCGUUGACAAGUACCGCCUCAUUCUUCGGUUGGCCUGGGCCACGGCCGGACUUUACAUGCCACGUGACAAGUCCAAUCCCUCUCGCGUUCUGGCUCCUGAAGUGCUACCUCGCUGUCUCUCCAUCCGAGUUGCUCGUCGCAAUGUCACCCUUCCCGAUCCCAUCUUUCAUGGCGGCCAGGCGCAGAAGUUUGGUCAUCGUCUUCGAUUUGCAAUUGAUAUCACUGACAAGGUUGUUUUACUGUUCCUUCGGGUCUACUGCAUGUCCUGGCUUGUUCAGUCUAAGCAUUCAAAAGAGGGAGAAGAAGAUGAUUUAAAUGGCCGGGGGAAUGCACUCUUUAGAUUUUUGAGGUCGCUCUCCAAUCUACCAACUCUAUUGUUUGCGUCCAGCUGGUACAGUUCGGUCAGUUGGUGGUUGGACAUCUGGAGGGGUGUCUGUGCAGUCAUCUGCCUAGCAUGCUCCCUUUUUCAAUGUCAGGCUGUUUUGCGGCGGCUGUGGGACUAAUCCAGCUCGACCGACUGAGUAUCAGUGCGGUAGAACAGGCAUACUGUUCACUCUCCAGUGAUGCAGUCUGGCAUGAAUUUGAAACUUGGGACAAAAUACACUUGACCUUUUCUUGUGAAUUGAUUGCUGGGGCACGAAUCCUAACUUCUUCGGAACAGAGGAGUUUAAAGGGCGAUUCCCAGACACCGUCAGUGAAGGAAAACAACUAAAGUCUGUCACGUGUGUCGCGCGAGUCCACACAGUUUUAUUAUCGACUGAUCUUUCUCGUACUUGCAGAUUGUAACGCGAUCAAACUACUCAGUCCGCGGUCGGGGUGUUGAAAUCGACCUAACCUGGUUGCACGCCCCUCUGGAGGACCACGCUCUGCCGCUGCUUGAAAUGGUCGGCUCCGGGUCCUGUACUCCCAUCCUCAAUCACUUACUCAACCUUCCCCUUAUUCAAGUCACUCUGGAUCGUGUGCAGCCCAUACCGGAGUUUGUGCGCAUGUUUUCGUUGGCCGUUGCUGGCGAACCAGUCACAGACCCUCCUACGGGUUGCAAGCUUCCUCGCUUGCCAUCGGAGACCCCAGAAGCUCUGGUUGGUGUUUACGACUUUUGUAUGUCUCCUGAUCGCGUGAUCGCGGCUUCUGAGACUUUAGUGAGUUCCUCUUCCACACCGGUUUAUGGUUUGUGAAUUGGAUGUCUACUAUCAAAACUCAUUUUGACCCAAUUAUGAAAAGCUCGGCGUCUCGGUAGGAUUCGAACACAUGACAGCAAGAGGAAGGCUUUAGUACAGCCAACACUGGCCACUGAGCUAGGAGGCCCUACGGGAAGCCGUGAGUUUAAUCUCAUUUGGGUCAAGUUACCCGCGCAACUUACUGUAACGUCUGGGAUCCAUCAAAUCUAAUAAAGUAAGAUGAUUGCCCAAGCAGGAUUUCCUAAGUUAUCCAGCUAUAAUGCACCAGAUGAAUACCAGGCUCACGUAAUUAAUAGUUUUUGGCAGAUUUUGAAUAAUUCAUUUUGAUCCAUUUGUUCAUUUUGACUUAUUAUGACCCAACUCUUGGGUCAAAAUGAGCGUGACCGUCUGGGUCGACUUCGUUGACGUCUAAAAAUAAGGCCUUGUAGCAGAAGUAAAGGCUCAUCCAGAAUUAGGAUCGAUAAUCAGUACAUUUCUUAUCAAAUAAAAAACGUUAUAUUGUAAGUUUUAUUGUCCUAAUUAUGCUCAUAAAGAACAUUGACGGAUGUAGGCAGAAUGGUAUUACCGACAAAGACAAGGGAGACUGGAAUGGCCAUUUCUGGCUUAUUAGCCGUCGUCAGCCAGCCAUACCCAAGCCCGAAGUGUGGAACACCCGAGCCUCGAACUCGCGACCUGUUGGUUUAGAAGUCAACGCCUCUACUCACCGGGCCACGAGCCCGUUGCCUUGUCGGUUUUCGAUCGGGAAUAUACAAUGUUAGGGGGCGCUCACCGAUCGUUCAUACGGAACUCACUCGUUCCGUUGUGCCUUAUGGACUCUCUCUCGAGCCCNAGUGAGUUCCGUAUGAACGAUCGGUGAGCGCCCCCUAACAUUGUAUAUUCCCGAUCGAAAACCGACAAGGCAACGGGCUCGUGGCCCGGUGAGUAGAGGCGUUGACUUCUAAACCAACAGGUCGCGAGUUCGAGGCUCGGGUGUUCCACACUUCGGGCUUGGGUAUGGCUGGCUGACGACGGCUAAUAAGCCAGAAAUGGCCAUUCCAGUCUCCCUUGUCUUUGUCGGUAAUACCAUUCUGCCUAUAUAUCAUGCGCCGCUGUGCGGCUGCUGGUUGGGCUCGAGAGAGAGCCCUUAAGGCACAACGGAACGAGUGAGUCCCGUAUGAACGAUCGGUGAGCGCCCCCUACCAUUGACGGAUGUUCCCUGUGAAUAGCCCCAAUGGGCACAUAUUAAUACGUUUUAGUGUACGACUAAUAAUCUCGUCGUAUUGCCUACUUGUGGACCGUUUUGGUCCGCCCUGCGUAUUUCUGGGCGUGGCCCCAUCACUAAUAAUAAUAAUAAGUUACUUGGAUAUCAGGAAAGAUCAGGAUUAGUCAAAAUCUGGUCUGCUUUCCUUUAAUGAAGCUGAGUUUAAAUGAAUCCUUCUGUAGUAAAUAGCCUUCCACGUCUUAAAUCAAUUUAAUAAACACAAAUAAGAACACCAAAUGUAUGACACACCACCCAUUCAAAUCUCGAUCACAUUUCAUGAGUUAGGCCACCUACUACAUAUCCGAGACCGAUCGAGCGCUGAAGUCAUUUGUCCUUUUUCUGAUUUUCCGGACUAGUACGCGAGUACGUAGUUGGAAGUGACUGUUGGAACAGAACAAAUGACAGGUUUAUGCUACUUUAACCAAUCAGCCACAAUUGCCGCGGACUUGGAGCCUCUACACGACCUUCCAGCUAGUGCGGCCGUAUAAGGUUAAGUUCUGCCAACUUCAGACAUUCGCCCCGUGACAUGUUAGCACCAUGGGAUUUUCUAUCUUAAAACCUGAAGCAGUUUGAUGCGAUCUUGAUCGAGUGAAGUUUACACUCCAAAGCAACUUCUCUGGCACCUGAUGCUAAUCUGUCAUUUUCGCUUAAUGACGCCUAGAAUAUUAACUCUAUUCCUCAUCACGGCGUAGAGUUUCCGCGAGUUUCUUAGCGUUUUUUUGGCACUCGGAGUUCUCUGCCAGACCUGGCUUAUAGUUGCCAAAAUUCCAACAAACACAAAACCCUAAGAGUUGAUUUGCUGCAUUUUCCACUUUUGCCGCAGGUACUUAGCAUUUUGCACUUUUUUCCUAGGCAAUGAUAAAGUCCAAACUGACCUCCGAGGAUGAUUUGCAGUCUGAUGGAUGGAUUCCCGUUUCCUUGCUCUGCCCCCUCGCACUUACCCGGAUCGAAGUGAGUCCAGGCACUGUCAGCUAUACUGUUGCGCCGUUAAUGUCAGCGUUUUCUGGCACGACCGUGACCUCUGACGGACCUUUUAGUGAGGACAAUUUAUCACACAAUAUUUUCACUAGAAGCCGAUAAUGUUCUGAAAAACGUCAUGCAGCUUCUUUUGGGGGUUUUUUAGGCAUACUACUGCUGGGUCACUCUAUAAUUUUAAAAGGCAUUUCUGCUGCGAAGUUUGUAGUUCUUGUAAACAUGAUUUGUUUUCGUGGUGUCGUGCGCACAGUUGCUUCUCAGCGGUAAUACUGGAAAUUCUUUACUAAUUUUGCGUUACCCCUUGACCCUGUAGAUUAAGUUUCCGCUCUAAUGCACUCCCUCUCGGCUCCUCUUCGCUCAUACAUGAUACACAUCAGUUUGACUCAAGUUCUUUAGAGGGUGCCGCGUUUCCGCCUUAUUUUGCGAGUCUAUCACUGUCUCCGGGGUACAGCGUCGCUUCGUUUAGAGAGAGGCAGACUUGUUUUGCCUCAACCCUCCAGCUCACUCCCCCGUGUUCAAAUGACGAGACAAAGUCAAGAUGACUAGAAAUGGCAUGGAGGCAGUGACUCCCCUUUCAUGCGUACUGCAAAGGGCCUAUGCAUAUCUUCCCAAGUACCAGACAUCAUAUUUAGAGGGCCAGGGAUCUCGCAUACAGUAGGUGGGCUAACUCAUGAAACGUCAGCGAAAAUUUCGAAAUGCCUUCUCGUUUCGAAAGGAUUAAUUAAAUAGGGUUGUAAAACUAAUCAUUAUGCAGCAUAAUUCUAUGAUAAUACUGUUACCUUAGGGUGCCGGCUUUCCAACGAACUUCUUUUGGGCUGCAUGCAAGAACUAUACUCUGCAAAAAAGGCUACAUAAAUAGCAUGCAUUUUUCUCAAUGAUUGUCGAUGCCCUUAAACAUUCGAUUGCAUUUCAUGGAAAACAUGCAUAAAAAUAUUCAUCCUUUUACUCAUUCAGUAGAAAAUCACGUCUUCUUCCAAUUUAAUACUCAAAGAAGAGUAUAAUUCGAUUUUAAAAAAACUUUUCUAAUUCCCGACUAAUUUUGAACCCGACCUGCUGUUGCACUUGCAUUCAGGGUUUCAAAACUACAUGCUGUAUAUUUUCCGUGUACGCUAAACCAUGCAUUUCUCUAUGGUGUUAAGAGGAGACCAUAUGAGGUUCAUAAAAUUAAGCAGUGGAUUUGAGCAAUAUUGUUAACUUUACAAGCCGCGCUGGUAAACGGAGAGACACGGCGUUUUAUGAACGCCAUUUCACGGUAUUAAAAAAUCUCACAAUUAGAAACUUUUUGAAACCGAGUUAUACCCCUCCUUCGAGUAUAAAGUUGGAAAAACUUAAUUUUCUACCGAAUAAGUAAAAUAAUGAAUAUUUUUAUUCAUGUUCUCCACGAUAUAUAAUUGAAUGUUUAAGGGCAUCGAAAAUCAAUGAGAAAAAUUCAUGCUUAUUAAGUGGUCAUUUUUGCAGAGUAUAGUUCUUGCAUGCAGCCGAGAAGAAGUUCAUUCAAAAGCCGGCACCCUGAGGUAACAGGAUUAUCAUAGAAUUAUGCUGCAUAAUGAUUAGUUUUACAACACUAUUUAAUUAAUCUUUUCGAAUCGAGAAGGCAUUUCAAAAUUUUGGCUUAUAUUUCAUGAGUUAGCCCACCUACUUUAAGUGAGAAGUGUAUUGAUGGCAUUAUGAAGAAACCUUUGGUUUCUGAGUAAAACCGAAUUACGUCUUUAUUUCGAUCUUCCCAAGUCAGGACGGCUAGCAUGUAUGACAGUUUCAAAGCGUCUUUUGGGUUCUUCGAAGUGAGGAAGGCAAGUGCCUGACUAGGACGGCAUAGACUCCACUUUCCCUCGCCGUAGCCAGUGAUUUAUUCAAGUCAAGCCGUUUUUGUCGUCGUGGUGGUCUGAGGAAUGUCCCUAUACAGAUGAUUAUUACUCCUUCUUCCUCUCGUCACCAGAAUUUAUGGUUGUUGUGAAGCGAUGCGGUUGUGGGGAUGUUGUUCGUCGCUAGUGAUAGCAUUUGGAUCUCUCAAGUCGGACGUAGGCGAUGACUCGGGGUUUCGUAAGGCGAGGAAGGUCCAGAUGUCGGCUGAUGCGUCCUAAAUCUAGGCCUUCCAGUCGAGAAACCUUUCAACGUAGAAUGAUCACCCGGCCAAUUUUGUGCGAUUUGACACGGAUUUGAUGGUAUGAGGAGACAGGUAAUUACAGACGGUCUCCAGAAAGUGAGCGCAUGGGAGGAACAACCUACAAGGGGAGCAUUUUAGUUAUUUUUUUUCGUUCGCGAGCGGUGGGUGUAAUUUUAUGGCCCUACAUGUGUACCCUGUCUCCUCUGCAGAUCCCUGUGCGCUCAGUGAACUGUGACCAUCUGCAGUGCUUUGAUCUGUCCUCCUAUCUGACGAUUAACAAGAAGCGUCCUCGGUGGUCCUGUCCUGUCUGCAGUUCGCCUGCCCCCUUCCGCGAUCUGCGACGCGAUGAGUAAGUACUUUUGCCACCGCCCACUCUGGCUACGUUGUUUAUUAGAUUGCGUACCUUACGUGCUAAUUUGUCAUAACCAUAGGAAAAUGGCAAUUUGUGCCCGGAUCAGCUGUUCUCGAACGUUUUAAUCAGGCGCCUGACCAAUUUGAUCAUGGCUCAGACCCUGUUGGGUGUCAUCGGGAAUUUUAAGACGCACGGGCGUGUCGUCCACCGGGUCCAUAGAUAAAGUGAUAUCGCUGGUUUCCCGUCUUGCAGUUAAAAUGCCAAUUCUUCUUGAACCAAAUUCACUUAUAGUUGUUCUGUUAAUCUCGAAUAUAAUGUACUAACUCAUGAGUACUGCCUUUUCGCGUCUCGGCGAAGGUGCUGUCCUGUUAUGGUCAGAGGCCCAUGCUUUCAUGUGGCCUUAAACUAGUCAAAAUGAGUUGUGACCAACACGUGGAAUAAGGCUGAACUUGAGUGAGAAUGAUAACAAUCACCUAGUGGCGGAGGAUUGGGGGUUUCUUUACUCCUCAACGCACUUAAGAAUUUGUUAACCUGGUUGGGCCGCCAACUGGCUGUGUGUUCAACCGAUGUACUUUCAUCCACGAAUUCGUGGAUCCAUUUGAUGUGGCGCGCAAAGAAAGCGCAUCCGUAAUUCUGUUUUAAUAAAGUGGAUUCCUUUGCUGGAAGUUGCUUUUUGUUCUAAUUUGAUGUUUUUCGGAGAUGUUCGUAUGCCAAGAAACUACUUACAGUAAACCUCAACUUUCUCUCUAAUGUUUGACGUUUAGGAAGAAGAAUCAUACCAUACACGAAACCAAGCGGCAUCACACAAAUUUAUGUUACUCCAAUCUGACACAAUAGGGCAGUAAUCUCAACUGUUUGGUAUUGUCAUGACAACUCUCUUUAGCAUCUAAUUAUACCUCGGGACUCCGCAUAAUUUCUCUCCCCUACACUGUUCGCCUCUUUAAGUUUCUUCGUCCAGCUGAUUGCCGAUGAGAGUCUCAAAGAUGCCGAAAUGGUCCACGUGGAUGCCAAUGGGCACUGGCGAAAGGCCUCUAAGCCCACCGAAAGUGAUUCUUCUGCUGCUGUAGCAGCCAAGGGAUCGAUUUCCGGAAUUCCUUCCGACAACUCGACUACCGUUGCUGUCCCCGCACAACUGGAUGAGACCUCUACGGUAUCGCCUUGCAUAUUGGAGUCGGAUUUCUCGUCCAGAUCGGUGGCGCCCAUAGAUCCUGAUGUCUCUCAAUCCAGUGACUGUGUCGUCCACCUUGACGACGGUAACGAUGACAACUACAAGGAGGGUGACACGACGCAACCGGAGCAGCCGACUUUUGCUCAUCCCACGUCUUUGAAUGAUUGCUGCAUUGCGUCCCCUCCCGCUGCCGUCACUGAUGAACAGCCAACUGAGCGUCCUUCUGCGGCGCUCGAUUCUGCACCGACGAAGUAGGCGGCUUUUUCCCAUCCUCCCUUGGUAACUUGUUCAGUGGCCAGUCAGUAUUGCCUUUCCAUUUGCAUGUCUUUUCGGAAAUGGUAGGUUGUAUGACCCCAAGGUAGAUCGUUAGCCAGUGAUCUGUCUUACAGGAAUGGUGGUUAUGGAGGAUUUUACAGGUAGGCCAGCAUGCGCGUAGGACGGGAGGUGAAAUCCAAGGAAAUGUAGAAAAUAAUUGAAUUUCGGCCGUCGAACUUAACGCACGCUGCUGCAUAGCAAAGGAAAGUUAUCUCGAUAAUCAACAAACAAAAAGCAAUUACUGAGAAAUAAGCCGCAGGUGGUAAUUUUACGUCUGGUCAGGCAACCAAGGCGAUUCCAGCCAAUAGGAACGACGAACGACAAGUCAUCUUUCCACUCCCACUGGUUUUUAGUGUACGCGUUUGUGUUGUCAGUGGACGAUAGCGAACCCAAAUCAGCCAAUCUCAAAAUGCAGCAUGAAGCCGGAGCAAUGCCAGUAUUAAAAAAUACUUUUACACGCUAUUAAAGAUACCUGGUGGAAAAGUACAGGAAGAUGUUUAAAAGGUAAAUUUACGGAAACAUAGUCUGCGUUAGGGCAACUGGCUAGAUAUAUUUUUUUCCGACGAGCCCUCUAUCUUUAUCAUAUUAUCUCGGAAUGCACACUACCUCAGCUAUUCAAUAUAUGUUAAUAUGUUAUUUUUCCUCCUUAAAUUGCAGACCAUCAGCCUCAGCAAAAAGGAAAACUACACCACGGGACCCUGGUCGACGUACGAAUACUGAAGAAGUAAUGGGAACUAUUAAUUCGGAGAAGAUUGUGGAGUACUGUCAGGCCAGGGGACUACUGCCAACGGUGCUAACCUGCCAAUGCAGAUACCAAAUGCGACUGCAAGUCAGGAAACGCAGCACGGACGGCUAUGUGUUCGGGUGUGCACGAUGCAGAAAGCGGAAAGCACUUAGAAGCGGCUCGGUGUUUGAGAGGAGCCGAUUAGCAAUCGGAACAAUCAUGAAGAUUCUGUUGGCCUUUUUGCGCGGAUCAAGGGUCUCUAAGUGCGAAGAAGAUGUUGGAGUGUGCCACACGACGGCUGUCGAAUGGUACGCCAUCUGUCGCAGCGUCUGCUCUGCGGCCCUCCUGAGGGAAACCGGUCAGAUUGGAGGUCCCGGAGUGGAAGUACAUAUUGACAAGACGCUUAUCAACCGUCGAAAUUACAAUGUUGGCGGACGCUGGAGACGAUGGUGGCUGGUCGGCAUGUAUGAUACGAAACGAAAGAAGGCCCUCUUUGAACAGGUUAACGAUAGGAGCUGGACGGCCCUGAUUUCCGUUAUAAGGAGGUGGGUGGCGAAAGGAAGUGUCAUCGUAACUGAUGACUGGAAGACGUACAAGCGUCUACCCUCGGAAGGAUAUAAACACUUCUCGGUGAAUCACUCGAGGAAUUCCAAAGACCCCACUACGGGCAAGUAUACGAACGCAGUUGAGGCGUACUGGAGCAGGUUAAAAAGAAAACUCCACGAAGGAGGCCCGGUGUCUGGCCCAGCGAUAUGGACACAUGUGGAUGAAGUACGGUACCGGUUGUGGUUUGGCCUGAACUCCAUGAGGCUAGAGAAAGCAUGGGAGAUUUUCCUGUCGCAUAUCGCGAAAGCCUACACAGUGCAGCAGCAGCCGACAUGUUAACGAAGGCGGUUUAUCCCUGGGCUGUGAACCAAUGUCUGUAUAUAAAAUUUUUUUGAGCCAACUGCCUUAUAAUUCCUUUGGCCUAAGUCCUGUUUGUAUAACUGUCAGGUACGCCGAGGUGUCUACACUCGCCCUGGUACAUAGAGAUGGUAGGACCGCUUCUCGAUUCUCUGAGCUAAGUUUAGGUUAAGUAAAUGCGGAAUGCAAGAUAGUAUCCACACUCGCCUCGAUUCCGAUAGGGGACCGUAGUGUUACGACCGCUUCUCGACUCAGUGAACUUAAGUUAGGAGAAGCGUGGGCUGGGUGCGGGGAAGUGUCUGGACCACCCUCGCUACAUGGAGUGUCUGAAUAACCUUAUGUUUUUACCUACUGAAAAAAAGUGUAGUAGAAAUUCAUGUGUGGGGCAACUUGCUUGAGGUCUUAGAAGCUACCGACAGCGUCUUUUCUUACGUACAAAGCGAAGUGAGCUGUCCACAAAAGUCCAUUCAGAAUAGGUACUACCGACCGGUAACUUCAGCAGUGACCACGAUAUUCGGCGGCUGUCACUCAGUCCGCAUGUACAGCUUUAUUCAUCCUUUCAUUUCCGACCACGUCGUUCUAGCCUGCUUGUCAAUCUGACUGCAAGCCCAGACGAGGAACCUGAUGUGACGAUGACACCUACCCCACUACUUUCCAAUCCCCAAACCUCGGUAGCACCGGCGCCAUAAUCGAUUUCGCCCACCACAAUGGAGAGCUGCAGUCUUCCGACGGUAAUUCCGUCCCCUCCCCUCGCGCGCUUCCAUGGGCACAGCACCACACCUGUACAACGUCGUCCCACGGCCCCUAAACCUUACCAGCCAUGCUACGCAACCUCCUCCCGCUCCUGAUACAGUUGUCAGCACCACUGGAACUUCAUAUUACCCGAAGGCAUUCCUACAUCAGACCAAGCCGAGCAUGGGCUGAAUUUCAAACUUUACUGUUCCCUCGUCUCUGACUGCUUCGAGUACUGUUGCCGCAAAAGUGGCAAGGGCGACGAUCGGGUACGUGACCCCGCUGAGAAAACGAAACAAGGGCUCCUGUAAUACAGGAAAGGUGGUAAUUGGGGUUUCUCCGGUGGAGUAACUUGAACUAAGAUACAGGUGGAUUCAAGAAGAGGGAGUACGCAAAAUGCACAUUUGAGCUUACAGCUUGCUUAAGUACACUAGAAAACGCAAAAACACGAGCAGAUUGCGAGAUGUAAACGAGCGAAAAGAGUAAAACAGUCCCUUUGGCAAGAUAUGGAAGACAAAUUAAUUCUACCCCCUGGUAACCGGUCAUAUUCAAGGAGAAAUUGUAAAAAUGUGUAUCAAUAGAUCCGACUGUCAUUAUUCCCGCGACCGACGGUUUGACUGAAAUUGAAGACGCCGAUAAUCCGGUGUAAAACUCUACGGUAAAUUUAUGGUGAAAUAAAUACCUGUACGCAGGAUGCGGACAUACUGCCAAAUGCUUCGUGAGUGUGCCUAGAAUAGUGUUUGUACAUAGACAGGUCGUGCAUGUGGCGAGCGCAGAAAAAGUCACUAGACCAUGUCCGUCACCGUGUCCAUUGCCCGCUGCAGUCAGCUGACCGGUUCGGACAGUGGCUGGGACCUGGGAAUGGGAAGGGAGAGUGGGGUCGACGACUCAGCGAACUUUCCUCACUAUGAACAAUCAGACGCGCUUGAAGAUAUCACGGUGCGCUAA